GCAUGUUUCAGAAGCGCACCGCCAGCUGUCAAAUAUAAAAACCGUUUCACAACACAGUUCAGUGUAACCAGUGUUUCCUCCAGACUGAGGUCGUGUAGUGGGGUUUCAACACGCUCAUCUCGUAGUUGUGCGGUACAGUCAGACGUUGUUACAGCUCUCUUUAGACUGUAUUCCGUGUUUUCGUGGUAUUUGGUCGUUAAACAUGGAGAGGUUUGAAGGCUACAUGUUCACUGCGCUCUGCAGCACCAACUUCCUGAUCUCCUGCCUGCUGUUCUCCAGAGUCACCAGGGAGCAGAGGGAGCCCUACAUGGACGAGAUGUUCCACGUCCCACAGGCUCAGAAGUACUGCCACGGCAAGUUCAACGAGUGGGACCCGAUGAUCACCACUCUCCCAGGCCUUUAUCUCGUCUCUGUGGGCGUCAUCAAACCCGUGGUGUGGCUCGCUGACCUGACGGGCCAGGUGGUGUGUUCCACGGCGAUGCUGCGCUUCAUCAACCUGCUGUUCAACUGCGGCAACCUCUACCUGCUCUACCUGCUCAUCUGCAAGCUGCACCUCAGGGAGAAGACGCGAACGACCUCACGGCGUGUCCUCUCAGCGCUGUCUCUAUCCACCUUCCCCGUGCUGUACUUCUUCAACUUCCUCUACUACACCGACGCCGGAUCUACUUUCUUCACCCUCUUCACCUACCUCAUGACGCUCUACGGCUGCCACAAAGCCUCGGCGCUCCUCGGCGUCUGCUCCGUGCUCUUUCGUCAGACCAACAUCAUCUGGGUGGCCUUCUGCGCGGGCACUUUGGUGGCCGCCAAGAUGGAUGAGGUCUGGAGGACGGAGCACACGAAGAAGAGGGAUGAUAAGUCCCCGCCGUCCCAGGUACCGCUGUCGCUCAGCGGCGCUAAGAAAGUGCUGCUUUUCACGCUGGAGUUCCUCACCUCACCCAGUCACAUGAAGGCGGUGCUGCUGGUGGCCUGGCCUUACGCGGUGGUCGGCGUGGGCUUCCUGUUGUUCGUGCUGCUGAAUGACGGGAUCGUGGUGGGCGACAGGACGAACCACGAAGCCUGCCUCAACUUCCCCCAGCUCUUCUACUUCUUCUCCUUCGCCCUCUUCUUCUCCCUCCCCGUCUCGCUGUGCUACUACCGCGCUCUCCGCUUCCUCCAGUCUCUGAAAAAGCAGCCUCUGUUUUACCUCUCCGUCACGUGCGUCGCCUUGCUCCUGGUGUGGAAGUUCACCGCCGUCCACAAGUACCUCCUGGCGGACAACCGCCACUUCCCCUUCUACGUGUGGAAAAGGCUGUUCCAGAGGCACGAGCUGGUGCGCUUCUUCAUCGUCCCCGUUUACGUGUUCGCAGGGUGGAAUUUUCUGGACUCCUUCAAGUCGCGCUCGCUCUUCUGGAGUUUGGCGUUCCUGGCGUGCCUUCUGGCUGCGACGGUGCCCCAGAAGCUGCUGGAGUUCAGGUACUUCAUCGUUCCCUACCUGAUGUACCGCCUGCACAUGCCUCUCCCCUCUCUGCCCAGACUCAUCGCGGAGUUCGUCCUGUACACGGUGGUCAACAUCGCCACAAUUUACAUCUUCAUCAGUAAGACCUUCCACUGGCCGGACAGCACGGCCACACAGAGGUUCAUGUGGUGAACUAAAGAGGAGUGAUGUCAGGAGGUCCUGCAUCUCAAACAGAGAACCACAGUACAUGUGACAUUUCAGAGAUCAAAGAAAAGCUUCUGUUACGUCUCAUUUACAUACAUGAGUAUGACCAAAUGGUGUUCGGGUUUGUGUAUAGGGAUCGCCAGCUUACACUGAGAAUCAACAUUGCUAGUAAUCAUAGACUGUAAAUAAAGACGGACGACUCGUCACCACUUCCUCCCGCUGUACAAAAGUGAAGCCAAAAUAUCCUGGAUACAGGAGCAGGCAUCUUGAGAUUUUGACGUCAUUUGGAGCCAGAGUCUGCG
Molecule: messenger RNA, 1941 nt
Organism: Sebastes umbrosus (honeycomb rockfish)
Lineage: Eukaryota; Metazoa; Chordata; Actinopteri; Perciformes; Sebastidae
Gene: alg10
Product: ALG10 alpha-1,2-mannosyltransferase
Exons: 3
Coding region: 203-1627 (474 amino acids)
Biological process (GO): dolichol-linked oligosaccharide biosynthetic process; protein N-linked glycosylation
Cellular component (GO): endoplasmic reticulum
Molecular function (GO): dolichyl pyrophosphate Glc2Man9GlcNAc2 alpha-1,2-glucosyltransferase activity
Source: RefSeq, a predicted model, not a curated record